Truncatella angustata is the source of this 789-nucleotide messenger RNA. Its product is annotated as ribosomal S13/S15 N-terminal domain-containing protein. The transcript is spliced from 4 exons. NCBI's taxonomy places the organism in Eukaryota, Fungi, Ascomycota, Sordariomycetes, Amphisphaeriales, Sporocadaceae. Gene Ontology annotation, molecular function: small ribosomal subunit rRNA binding; structural constituent of ribosome. Gene Ontology annotation, cellular component: cytosolic small ribosomal subunit; nucleolus; ribosome. Bases 152 to 607 code for a protein of 151 amino acids. The record is from RefSeq and is a predicted model, not a curated record. Gene Ontology annotation, biological process: translation.
GCGCACAAUUUUCCCACUGAAUUUCAGAGCGGGCAACGACUUCCAAUCUAUCGCGACUCGACCUCUCUUUUCUCGUGACAACGACAAUCUCUCCAGCCGGACAACCUUCGCGACAACCUCGACAACUCCACCAACCCACCAAACCGUCACCAUGGGUCGUCUUCACAGCUCCGGAAAGGGCAUCAGCUCUUCAGCUACCCCCUACAGCCGUACUCCCCCGUCUUGGUUGAAGACCACUCCCGACCAGGUCGUUGACCAGAUCUGCAAGUUGGCCAAGCGUGGAGCCACCCCCUCGCAGAUCGGUGUCAUCCUCCGUGACUCCCACGGAAUUGCCCAGGUCCGAUUCGUCACCGGCAACAAGAUUCUGCGAAUCCUCAAGUCCAGCGGUCUGGCUCCUGAGAUGCCCGAGGAUCUCUACAUGUUGAUCAAGAAGGCUGUUGCCGUUAGAAAGCACUUGGAGCGUAACCGCAAGGACAAGGACUCCAAGUUCCGUCUGAUUCUCAUUGAGUCCCGUAUCCACCGUCUUGCCCGUUACUACAAGACCGUCGGUGUCCUUCCCCCUACCUGGAAGUACGAGUCCGCCACUGCCAGCACCAUCGUUGCAUAAGCGGUCCCUUGAUACAAGGGUUGGUCUUGGUUCUGCAUGAAGUGCUUGGUCAUGGAGUUUUACGGAAAGGAAACCAUUUGCUUUUAAGGCAAAAAGUCAUGAACGGUUUUCACGAAUAGAUAGCCGUAAAUUUUCACGUAGAGAUGUCAAAUGACAAUCUCAUGAACUGUACGAUUGCAGAA